CCCCUAGAUACCUCCUUGUGCUGGAGGAACGUGAGUGCCCCCUAGAUACCUCCUUGUGCUGGAGGGAGUUGUGUGUGAGCAGCUUGGGAGGAAUCUGUGUGUUUUUCCCGCUGAGCUGAAGUGCUGGAGCGAGCUCCAAGUGACCGGAUAAAGGAACAGAAAACCCCUUCUAAGAGACUGUGUUAAGUGAGAGUCUAACAGAGGAUUCUGGGACUUGUGAUGUCCAAGGCUGUUGCAUCAUGGCUUCAAGUUUGUACCUUGGCCUUGCACUCUCUUUUGCAUUGUUGGCAACAGUGGUACCCAGCGGGAUGUUGGUGGGUGCUCCAGUAACUACUAAUCCUAAUACUGAGGAAGUUAAGAAUGCUACCACCUUUGCCCUGGAAAAGUUUAAUCGGAUGUCAAAUGAUGUGCGGCUCUACAAACUAGUACAAAUGAUAUCAGUUGAAAGCCAGGUUGUUGCUGGAGUAAACUACUUUUUGAAAAUGAAAAUUGGUGUAACAUCUUGUCGGAAAAAUGCUGAACAUAACCUAGAGUCCUGUGAGCUGGAACAAGGCAAUGAUGCUGAGGCUCAGAUCUGCACAUUUAAAGUUUAUGUGGUGUCAUGGAGAAAUGAGAUGUCUCUUUCAGAGAGUAACUGUGAGGCAGCUUGAAUCCAAACUACUGCACAGACAACUUUGAAUUAAAUAUCACUUGCUACACGGAUUGUAUUCAUUAAACUGCACUGUAAUAACCUUUACUAUAUGCAUUAUACAAGGAUCAAUAGGUAGAAGAACUGAGAUGGAAACAUUCCAGUGCAGUGUUUGUAAGCCUUAUUUAAAAAGAGCAACUUAUUUGGAAAUCUCUGGGAUGGUUCUCUGUGAUUAAUGCGAAGCUAUCAGUGUGAAAAAGAAUGGUUCCAACUCAGUUUUUUCACUUAUUGCCCUGUCUUUAAUUUUUUUCCUGUUGUAUUUGUGGAAAUUUGCAGAGCCAUUUAAAUUAAAAUCUAGCUAACACGUCAA
Xenopus laevis (African clawed frog) is the source of this 998-nucleotide messenger RNA. Its product is annotated as cystatin. The record is from RefSeq and is a predicted model, not a curated record. Lineage: Eukaryota; Metazoa; Chordata; Amphibia; Anura; Pipidae. The transcript is spliced from 4 exons. The coding region runs from base 240 to 650 and encodes 136 amino acids.